Messenger RNA from Sinocyclocheilus rhinocerous, 5262 nucleotides. RefSeq names its product kinesin-like protein KIF14. The coding region runs from base 344 to 4810 and encodes 1488 amino acids. NCBI's taxonomy places the organism in Eukaryota, Metazoa, Chordata, Actinopteri, Cypriniformes, Cyprinidae. Gene Ontology annotation, biological process: microtubule-based movement. The record is from RefSeq and is a predicted model, not a curated record. The transcript is spliced from 28 exons. Gene Ontology annotation, molecular function: ATP binding; microtubule binding; microtubule motor activity.
GGCGGUCCGCAGACAGUGAGGUGUUGUUUUUAUUGACGCUUUGAGGCGGCGUCCAGUCUGAUACGUUCUUACCGUCGGAACGUUAGUAGUAAACUGGACGAAGAAAGGACUGCGUUUUUUAAAAACCAUAAACAAAAGAACUUUAAAUAGUUUACAAAACAGGAUAUCAACACUCGCAGGUCAGUUUUAGUUAUGGGUUUACGUAAAGAUGUAUUUUUAAGUCAUUUGACAGAUUAUUCACCUCGGUGUACUUAUACACAACAACUACAUUUGUGGACUGAAGUACAUGUGGGACAAUCUUAAAACAAUUUUAUAGUCAAAAGUCUUGUUUUUGGACACAAUUAUGGAUGGAUCAAAAGAGAUAGAGACCACAUCAUCUUUCAAUAAAACCAAAGAAAUAAACAGGACUUAUGUGGUCUCAGCACUCACAAAAUGUGGAGAAAACGCAUUUAAAACACCAUCCUCUGGUGCCAGACUCACUCUUCAGAGAAAGCCCAGCAGAACCACUGCAAACCACCACGAAGAAACCACACAGGAGAACCAAAGAGGAGAGAAACGCCUGACCCUUCAGCGCCGCACCAGAACCAAAGUCCUGACCGAACCCAAUCCAGCACCAUCUUCAGCAAAAGAGACCCACAAAACCAUCAAAACACCUGGGAAAACCUGGAGUGCUCAGAAAACAAGUUCUGAGAAGGUCAGUGCCACCCAUGAUGAGGGUAAACCCGUUUCGACACCUACAAGAAGAACCCAGUUUGAGAAAUUAAGCGUCAAGAGAGACGUCUUUGAGAGGCUGGCUGGUAAAGAUGCAUCUAGACCCGCAUCUUCCAAACACACAACCGCUGGAAGACAGAAGCCACCGCAGAUGAGCACUGAAACUGCAAAAUCAACAUGUGGAGCAACAGGUGAGAAGGUUCAGAUUGGUGGUUUAAAUAGGCACAUGACACCAGCCUCACGUUCAGCACAGGUGAGGAGACCCACAGCCCUAAUGAGCUCCACAGCUCAUGGAGGAACAGGUGUUUCUAGAGCUGCUCCUGCUGAAGGACAUGUUCCUCUUGAAGCUGUGAGCAGAAUGAGUGCUCUACAACCCCAAGAGCUGAAGAUGGAGAACAGUGCGGUCACUGUUGCAGUUCGAGUAAGACCUUUCAGUUCAAGGGAGAAGAACGAGAAAGCCCGUCAAGUCAUCUUCAUGAACGACCACAAAACUGUUGUGCAACAUCCAGAUACUAAACAAAGCUACACAUUUACCUUUGACUUCUCUUUUUGCUCUAUUAAUGAAUCGGAUGCAAGCUUUGCCAGUCAGCAGGUGGUUUAUGAAAAACUGGCUCGGCCCUUGCUUGAAAGAGCAUUUGAAGGAUUUAACACGUGUCUUUUUGCAUACGGCCAAACGGGUUCUGGAAAGUCCUACACUAUGAUGGGUUUUGGUGAAGAGGCUGGCGUUAUUCCCAGAUUCUGCAAGGAACUUUUCUCGAGAUUGUCUAGAACUGAAAACAAAGAGAUCUCCUGCCAUCUGGAGAUGAGCUAUUUUGAGGUGUACAAUGAGAAAAUCCACGAUUUGCUGGUGGCAAAGGACGAGCAAAACCAGAAGAAAAUGCCUCUGCGUGUCAGAGAGCAUCCUGUCUAUGGGCCUUAUGUUGCAGACCUGUCCACGAAUGUAGUCACAUCUUAUGCUGAUAUUAAGACUUGGCUUGAACUCGGCAACAAACAAAGAGCCACAGCCGCCACCGGCAUGAACGAUAAAAGCUCCAGAUCACACUCUGUUUUCACUCUGGUCAUGAUGCAAACUAAAACAGAGUUUGUGGAGGAAGAGGAGCACGAUCACUGCAUCACCAGCCGGAUAAACCUGGUGGAUUUGGCUGGAAGUGAGCGCUGUACUUCAGCCCAGACCAGUGGAGACCGGCUCAGGGAGGGAGCGAGUAUCAACAAGUCUCUGCUCACGCUGGGAAAGGUGAUCUCAUCACUCUCAGAACAGGCUCAGACCAGAAAGAAAGUCUUCAUCCCGUACAGAGAGUCAGUGCUCACAUGGUUACUCAAGGAAAGCCUUGGUGGAAACUCCAAGACGGCCAUGAUCGCCACCCUGAGCCCUGCGGCCAGUAACAUGGAUGAGAGCCUGAGCACGUUACGCUACGCCCAGCAGGCCCGUAUGAUCAUUAACAUAGCCAAAGUCAACGAGGACACCAAUGCCAAACUGAUCCGCGAAACACUGCACCGCACCUCUCCUCUAGAGGGCAGGAUAUUCACUAAUGGGACGUCCUCACGCGCUGGCGUCACCUUUAAAGUUGACAAUCGGCUGCCUAACCUUGUGAACCUGAAUGAGGAUCCGCAGCUGUCAGAGAUGCUGCUGUACAUGAUUAAAGAGGGCGAGACCAAGGUCGGCAAGCUCAAGUCUGAGUCGGCCCACGACAUCCAGCUGUCUGGAGCUCUCAUCGCUGAUGAGCACUGUGUCAUCUCUAGUGUGAAAGGUACCGUCAGCAUUAAACCGAUGGCAAAUGCCAAGACCUUCAUGAAUGGACAUCUUGUGCCUGAGUGCACCGUUCUCCACCACGGAGACCGUGUGAUUCUUGGAGGAGAUCACUAUUUUCGGUUCAACCACCCCGCUGAGGUUCAGAGCGGGAAGCGUGCGUCCUGUUGGAACAGUGGAGAUGGUCAAAAGGACUUUGAGUUUGCUAAAAACGAGCUGCUGUCGGCCCAGAGAGCUCAACUUGAAGCGGAGAUCGAGGCAGCUCAGUUGAAGGCCAAAGAGGAGAUGAUGCAGGGCAUUCAGGUGGCAAAAGAGAUGGCACAGAAAGAGCUGAGCGAGCAGAAGAGUCAGUACGAGAAGAGGAUCAAAGCUCUGGAGCGAGAGCUGGAGGAGGAGAGUGAACGGAAGAGAGACCAGGAGCUGGAUAAAAAGAGGGUCGUCGGUCAGAUAGAGCAACUGCAGACAGCAAAGUCUAUGCUGGAGCAGGAAGUCAACACCCAUAAGAGACGUCUGCAGAUGGAGGCCCAGGCUACUAGACAGGCAUUGGCCGAUCAUGAUAUCCGGCAUGCUAAAAUUGUAGAGGCGCUUGAAGCAGAGAAGAGGAAGAUUGCAGAAGAUCUUGCUCAGAUUGAGAGAAAACGUGCUCAAAAAAUGGUCCAGGCCACUAAAACGGUCUACCCACAGUGGGAUGCCUUGAAGCUGUCUUUGAUGAUUGAAGAAGCAAACAAAAUCAGUGCCAAUCUCAGGAAACACACAGUCUUCAGCAGACAUGAGGCAACUGAUAAAGAGAGCGAGGGUGAAGACGCCCAACUGCAGGUCCAAGUUCAGAACACCAAACUAGGAAUUUCCACCUUCUGGAGUCUGGAGAAGUUCCAGAGCAACUUGGCUGCCAUGAGAGAGCUUGAGCAGGGGGAGAGCGCCUCUAAAGAUGAUGACGUGUUUUACGACCCUAAUGAUGAGUGGGAACCAGACCUAUCUGCCUCUUCCUCAACCUCGUCUUUCUCUCGCAGAAGGAGUAGAAGUUUGCUAAAGAGCAGAAGGAUUUCUGGCCGUCUCUAUGAGAUCCGAGUGCACCCCAUUCAAAGCCUGCAUUGUGCUCCCUCACAGUCCACUGGGCUGAUGAACAAGCCCCCCUCUCUGCACUCCAGCACCUCUGACUCCGCCCUCCCAGCCAUCUGCAAAGGUCUGAUUGGCUCUGCCGUUGCUCGUCUGCGCUCCUGCCAAUCAGCUGAGGAGAGCGAAAGCUUGGCCGACAAACUGACCCUAGAUCUGCUGGCGGUUCACCGUGCCGUGAGGUCCAUCGCAGACCUCUACGAGCACCUUGACGAUGACAGUCAGGAGAACCUGUUUGCCUGCAGUACUGAAGCCCAGACUCAUCUAGUGAAGGCCACGUCUGCUGUUGAAAGGGCCGUGUUCAUUACCAUGCACUGGGUCUCCAGCAUUAAGCCCAGCUCUGAUUCAGUGUCUCUGAGAGCUGAGGAGCUCAAGACUGAGGUCAAGAAAAUUGGAGGCUACCUUCAGUUACUCAUUCAGGGCUGUGACUCGGAGAUCUCCUCCAUGGUAACAGAGGCCCAGAGGAAGGUUGCCAAGUGUAUGAACGUGGCUCUCAAAACCAUCGGUUUGCUGGCGGCAGUGAAUGGGACUGAUCUUCAUUUGACUGAACAUGGUUCAGAAAUCAUAGACAACAGGUCAGUUGUGGAUUCUUUGCGGGAUGGGAUGCGUCAGAGUGUGACUGAUCUUCUCCUCAUAGGUCAGAGGAUCACUACAGAAAUGCAGAGAGAUCUUUCAUCUGCUCAUAUACCGAUUCAGAAAUCCAACGCAAUGGAUGUCGCCAGCAGUCUGCAGAGCUACUUCCGCUGCUGUUUGUCGGAGAGGUCAGGCACUGCUGAGGAUUGUUCAGAGGAUGAUGAAGGCUCAGACUUGUGUGCCAUUCAGAACACCACCGCUAAACUCCUCAAGCUGAACCGAGCGAUCAAAGAUCUCCACUCAUCUUUGUUGCACUCUCUGAAGGGGAGGGGCAGCGACGCUGGCCUUAGUCAGACGAUACAGUCUCUGUCCAAGACAAUUGAUGAUGUCAUCAACGGCCUUCCAUACGAAAUGGCUGGAAGACGUUCCGACAGUCUCCAGCUUCCGUGUGAGAGGAACAUCAUGGCCUCCCGUGAUCAAGUGCACUCGGCGCUAAAGGCUUUGACAGCGGCGUUCGAUAAAAGCACAGACAGAAUACAGACGCUGGACACAGACAGAGAGUUUGUUCAACCAGGUUAUGGCAGCAGAAAUCGAACUGUUCCUAAAGUUGUGUAUUCUCUUUCCUCAGGCAUUAGCGCGUGUUCCAGAGAUGCCCGCUGGGUGUGAUUUGGAUAGCCACAGAUUUAAGUCAUGCACUAGUACUAGUCAUGUAUAUAACUAUAUUGGGUAUAAUGGUUAAUGCAAAGGUUGACUCACUUUUCAUUUUGAUAUAUUUACAGUAUGCACUCAUUCAGGCCUACAAUAGUUUGUUUGCAAAUUUUGUACGACCUGUAGAUUUAACUGUAGGAUUUUAAAGAAGGACGUAAUUGUAUAACUUAUGAAGAUGGGUUUCUGUGUAUUUUGCAAGUGAUCAAGCACCUAAGUCUUUUAUAACUCAUGCAGAAAAUAGUACUUCUAGAUAUAUAUUUGCACUUGAAACCUUUGCACAGGCUUGGGCGCACUGGUAUUUCACAAUAUCAUUUGCAUGGAGACUUGAUUUUUUGCAUUUGCAGUGGCAUUUACUCUGGAUCAUGUAAUUGUUCCACACUAAUUUAUACUUUCAGUAAUAAACACUCACU